Messenger RNA from Oreochromis niloticus (Nile tilapia), 1266 nucleotides. RefSeq lists its product as uncharacterized. Bases 16 to 996 code for a protein of 326 amino acids. The record is from RefSeq and is a predicted model, not a curated record. NCBI's taxonomy places the organism in Eukaryota, Metazoa, Chordata, Actinopteri, Cichliformes, Cichlidae. The transcript has 2 exons.
AGUACAGAGUACAAGAUGGCGAAUAGAAGUAGGACUGAAUCGUACGUGUGGACAGACCAUGAGGUGGAAUUAUUCCUCAACCUAACACUGGAAUAUAAAACGGCAAAAACACAAGAAAACGUGGACUGGGAGACUUGUCAGGGGAAAUACGCUGACAUUCACGCUCUUUUUUUAGAGCAGUACCCCUCUGAAAAGUCACAAGAAUUUCCUCAUCGCAAGGAGGAUAUAACCAGGGCCAUCAUCACCACCAAGAUGAAGGCAAUAAGGGGGAAGUAUAGGCAAGCGGUAGACUCCGGUCGAAAAAGUGGUCAUGGUAGAGUGGUCCUACUAUACUUUGAGCUGUGUGAACAGAUAUGGGGUGGCUCGCCAGCGACUACUGCCAUUCCGUCAGGUAUAGAAACAGCAGAUGUUGACACAGCUUCUCACCGUUCGGAAUCUGCAUCUACCUCGUCUGCACCUGACAUCUCGACUGUUGAACUGUCAGAUGUGUCUGAUCAAGCACAGUCUGGGGAUAGCGAUUUGCCCACUUCUGUGGUAAAGGAACGAAGAGAUCUGCUUAAUGCAAAACUCAAGGGCCACAGACAGGACAGACUUAAAAGAAGACUUUCAACUGAGACACAGCUGCUGAAUGUUGCCGAGGUGGACAUACAGAUGAAGAAAAGAAUUCUGGAUAUGAUGGAGACAUCUGAGAGGCGAGCUUCUGAACAUUACAGUACAUUGUCAGUCACUCUUGAGAGACUUACAAGUUCAAUUGCAGAUGGAUUUUCACUGCUAAGACAAGCCAUGCAUCCACCACCACCACUACCUUUCAACAUGCCACCAUACCAUGGUGGGCACAUCUAUCCAUGUGCACCAUCACCACACACCGUAUCUGGCACAUUUCCACCCAACACUACCAUAAAUGAGCAGCCAAGCACCGCAACUAGCUCACCCUUACCUUUGCAGGGAACAGGGGAGUUUUCCUUCACACGAGCACUUAUGGAGGAUGAUAUUUGAAAUAAUCUGCAUCAUUACUUUUGCUGGGCAGUAAAUGUAAAAAAGUAAAAGUAAAGUGGGAUGCUGUUUGGGCUGCAUCUGUACAUUUUAUUUCAUUAUUUUAAUUUAUUUUCAUUAUGCUUUAUGUUAAAACGUUGAAAAUAUGUUUAGGUUUUUUUUUUGCAUUUUAAGAAUGCUCAACUGUUUACAUGUUAUGUGUUCCAUUAGCUGUUCUGCAGCUCCAAUGUUUUAUGUUUAAAACAGCUGUUAAAUGUAAGAGGUCUUCCUUGU